AUGACAAAGACUGGGAGACCAGAUAGUUACUGGGAAAAUCUCCUGCGACUAUAUGCUAAAGGAAAGCAUCAUUUUGGUACAGGCCAAGCACCUGGGAGUAGGAGGUGGAAGAAAGUGAGGAAGAGCAUUGAUGAGUGCCCUCUACACAAGAAGCAGACUGUCAAUGUUUUUGGAGCUGCUGUUCCCUGCAAAUGUGGUUACCAUGAGACUCCACAGAAAAGUCAAGAGGCGCCACCACCACCCAUGGUCACCAGCGGGGCACCACACACAUUCCAUCAGGCACCCAAGUCUCUUACCCAGGCCCCACCUGCACACACUGCGGUCAGCCAGCCACCCUCGCCACCAUCGCUACCAUCCACUAGCAAACCCAUUCCACAUGAAGAUCACAUCAAAUGCUCCUUGUGUGCACAAGAGGUGCUGGUCACUGAUUACAGCGACCAUCUUUCUCUCUACCAUGCUCAGACAACCUGUGCUCAGUGUGGCAGAAAAUGCCAGGGAGGAGAAGUUGGAUUGACACAACACAUCGAAGCAACACAUGCAGCCCCACCCACAAGGAUAGCCAGACGAGCUCAGCAGCCAUCACACACCGUCAGUCGGGCACCAGGUGCGGAGUCGCUCCCCCGUUCCGCCCCACGCACCGUCAGUCGUGCACCAGGUGCGAAGUCGCUCCCCCGAUCCGCCCCACUCAGCGUCAGUCGUGCACCAGGUGCGAAGUCGCUCCCCCGAUCCGCCCCACACACCGUCAGUCGGGCACCGGAUGACGAGUCGCUCCCCCGAUCCGUCCCACUCAGCGUCAGUCGUGCACCAGGUGCGAAGUCGCUCCCCCGAUCCGCCCCACACACCGUCAGUCGGGCACCGGAUGACGAGUCGCUCCCCCGAUCCGCCCCACUCAGCGUCAGUCGUGCACCAGGUGUGAAGUCGCUCCCCCGAUCCGCCCCACGCACCGUAAGUCAGGCACCGGAUGACGAGUCGCUCCCUCGAUCUGCCCCACCCACCGUCGGUCCUGCAGAGCCACUACCUCGGGCACGACCUGACUUGAAAAGUUUCCUACCAGCGCAGUUCAGGAGGGAGAUUUUGGAGGCCGACCAGGACUGGAUUGCGCACAUAAUAUAUGAUGAUCAAGGACAGUUGAGGGAGACCUUUCCUCAGAAUUGGUUUUUCCCCCCUGCUCCCCCAAAACCAACAGUGUCCCCUCCUAACCCAGGGAGCUACUUUAGGAGAAGAUUAUUUGUUUGGGCUCCUAUGAGAAUGUGGGGCAUCCCACUGAAGUGCCCUACAUGUGCAGUGAAAAUGAACCACUCGGGGAUCUACCCUAAGAUUAGGGAAGUGGUGGACAUCGACACACGUUACUACCUGGUGGGAGGAGAGUACCCACGGUGUAGUCGAUGCAAGCUGCCUCUGUGUCCCUGGAACGAGGACAUCAUCAAGCAGCUUGAUCCAAGCCACAGGCAAGUGUUCCCAGCCAUCUUGACAGCGCACCUGGCCCUGGACAGGAAAUGCGUUACACUAUUGAAGCCACGGACAGAAGGUAACAGCUCCAGCUACUGCCAGCAGGCCCUGGAGGAAAUACACAGCGAGGAGUGGGGGCGGAGAGUUGUCAGCUAUCUAGCUGCUUGUGAUCUCCACAAGAAAGGGGCAACUCUCACCCAGGCUACUGGACAUCAGUACGAGCCACCACUACCAUACACUCCCGUCCCUUUGGCACAGUGGUUCCAGACUGUGCACACAAAUCACAUCCUUGGCCAUCUUCAGGAGCACAGAGGGGUUAUAACAUCUACCUAUGGCCGAAUCCUCAAGAUAGAUUCCACCAAAAAGAUCACAAAGAAACUUGCUGGGGAUGUAGCCCACACUGCCAGCUGGAUGACAAAUGUCGGAAAUGACAUGGGGCAGGUACUCAACUCAGUGUUGACAACUGGCGAGGGUUCUGGCCUUGAUGAAAUGUGCCAGGGUAUUGUGCAUAGAUACCAGGAUGCUAACGUGCCUCAGCCGCAAAUUAUCUAUGUGGACAGAGACUGUUGCAGUAUAUCAGGCAAGCUUCAUGUCCUUACACUGUUUCGUCCGUGGACCUGUGCAGUGAGGUUGGACAUCUUCCACUUCAUGAGAAGAUUCGUUGCAGGCCUCACCACGGAGCACCAUCCUCUCUUUGGCACCUUUCUCUCCAAGCUGUCCAGCUGCAUCUUUGAGUGGGACGCUAGGGAUGUCGGCAAGCUCAGGGAAGCAAAGAGGAGGGAGCUGAAGAAGAGAGGUGGUCGCAAGCCGACAGAGGCACAGGUCUCAGCUGCUAUUACAAGCAGUGAGCUGGCCAAGCACUGUAGGAGGAGGACGCGUGGGGUGGAGGAGAUCCAGGGGCUACUCGACUCCAUGUGGCACCUUACUGACACGCUAGGGGUACCCUUCAUCAACAAGGAGUGUAUGGCCAAAGUGUGGGAGGUGCAGCAGAAGCAUCUGGCUUGCAUCCAGGAUCCUCCAGGGGUGGAACUUUACACCAAAGUUGGCCAUGUGGUGAAGGGUGGCAAGGAGCUGGAUGUGCUCAAGUGUGGUAGAGGCUCAUCAUCUUUGGAGAGCUUCCAUCGCCACCAGUGUAGUUUCAUUCCUGGUUGGAGGUGCAACGCUGUGCAUACGCAGAUGUACAUGUUGGAGGGUGGGUCACGAUGGGACAUCGACAGAGCCCGAGAAGCUGUGGACUUGGGUGUUGGACGAAGGACUAGGCUGUAUGAUGUGCACUUGAUGAGCAACAUCAACAGCAUGAGCCAGAGGAUCCUCGGCUAUGAGAUUCUUCCCCAGUUCAAGGCACCAGAAAACCUACUAGUAAGAUCAACUCCAUAA
Molecule: messenger RNA, 2826 nt
Organism: Strongylocentrotus purpuratus (purple sea urchin)
Lineage: Eukaryota; Metazoa; Echinodermata; Echinoidea; Camarodonta; Strongylocentrotidae
Exons: 6
Coding region: 1-2826 (941 amino acids)
Source: RefSeq, a predicted model, not a curated record